Alexandromys fortis (reed vole) is the source of this 870-nucleotide messenger RNA. Its product is annotated as granzyme C-like. Gene Ontology annotation, molecular function: serine-type endopeptidase activity. Lineage: Eukaryota; Metazoa; Chordata; Mammalia; Rodentia; Cricetidae. Gene Ontology annotation, cellular component: cytoplasm; intracellular membrane-bounded organelle. Gene Ontology annotation, biological process: proteolysis. The record is from RefSeq and is a predicted model, not a curated record. The transcript is spliced from 5 exons. The coding region runs from base 23 to 769 and encodes 248 amino acids.
GCCUGAGCAGCCUCCCAAGAAGAUGGCAGCAGUCCUGAUUCUCCUGACCUUUCUUCUGCCGCUUGGAGCUGGUGCAGAGGAGAUCAUCGGGGGCCAUGAGGUCAAACCCCACUCCCGCCCCUACAUGGCGUUUAUUACAUUUGUGAAAGAUGAUGGCAGAAGUGAUGGCUGUGGAGGCUUCCUGGUAAAAGACAACUUUGUGCUGACAGCUGCUCACUGCAGGGGAAGCUCAGUGAAAGUCAUUCUAGGAGCCCACAAUAUAACGUUCAACGAGAAGACCCAGCAGAUCAUCUCUGUGGCAAAAGCCAUCCCACAUCCAGCCUUCAAUCCUAAGGAUGGCUCCAAUGACAUCAUGCUCUUAAAGCUGGAGAGGAAGGCCAAGAAGACUAAAGCUGUGAGUCCUCUCAACUUACCUAGUAGCAGGGUCCAUGUGAAGCCAGGGGACAUGUGCUAUGUGGCUGGUUGGGGACAGUUUGCCCCGAAAAGUAAACUUUCAGAUACAUUGCAAGAAGUGAAGCUGACAGUCCAGGAGGAUCAGGAGUGUGAGUCCCAGUAUCCAGAUCGUUACACCAAAGCCAUUGAGAUGUGUGUGGGGGACCCAAAGGUCAAGAGAGCUUCCUUUUAUGGAGAUUCUGGAGGACCUCUUGUGUGUAAAAAAGCAGCUGCAGGCAUUGUCUCCUUUGGACACAUUGAUGGUUCAGCUCCAAGAGUCUUCACCAGAGUGUCAAGUUUCCUAUCCUGGAUAAAGGAAACGAUGAAACGCAGCUAACUACAGAGCAAACCAGACCCCUCCCUGACUCACCAUCUUCGCUACAGCUGAGUCCAGGAUUGUCCUAGGACAGAAGCCAGCAUCUCAAUAAAGGUCUCUUU